Monosiga brevicollis MX1 is the source of this 3174-nucleotide messenger RNA. RefSeq lists its product as uncharacterized. NCBI's taxonomy places the organism in Eukaryota, Choanoflagellata, Craspedida, Salpingoecidae. Gene Ontology annotation, cellular component: nuclear replication fork. The coding region runs from base 1 to 3174 and encodes 1057 amino acids. Gene Ontology annotation, biological process: DNA repair; replication fork processing. Gene Ontology annotation, molecular function: zinc ion binding; nucleic acid binding; endonuclease activity. The record is from RefSeq and is a predicted model, not a curated record. The transcript has 19 exons.
AUGGAUGAUGAUCCAGGUCCAGACCCGGAGAUCGCGCGCCACAAUUCGGCACACUUUUUGAAUCGACUCAAGCCGUUGACAGCCCUUGGCCCACCCUCAGGGGCGCCGGCUGGUGCUCUCGCUCCUACCACGGAGGCAAGCACGACUGGCACCAUUGCCCGUGAUCUUGCAGAUCGGCUGCCCGUUCGACUAUGGCAAGGACUGCUGCCCUUUCAACGCGAGGCCGUGGUGUUUGGAGUGGCACGAAACGGACGCAUUCUCAUUGGCGACCAAAUGGGUUGUGGCAAGACCAUCAGUGCCAUUGCCCUGGCGUGUGCCUUUCGCCAGGAAUGGCCCGUGUUGAUCGUGGCCCCAACCUCCGUGCGCGGCUCCUGGGUGGAUGAAUUAGAGGAGUGGCUUCGCUUUUUGACCCCCAAUGACAUUUGCGUCGUUCGCAGCGGCAAAGACGUGGCUCGUCUCGAUGCCGCCGUUGUCGUAGUCACCUAUGGCCUCCUGAACCAGAGUACCAUGAUGGAUGCCCUUGCUGCUCAGCGCUUCAAGGUUGUCAUCAUCGACGAGUCUCAUUAUCUGAAAAAUUCCCGAGCCAAACGGACACAGUCACUGCUGCCGAUUCUGCGCCGCGCUCGCCGUGUCAUCAUGUUAAGCGGCACUCCGGCCCUGGCCCGUCCAGAGAAACAAGAGGAACGGGCUCGAGAGUCCAGGCUGGCUUCUGCUCACUUCCCCCAAAUGCGCGCUCAGGAGCUUUAUACACAGGUUGAUGCGCUCAAGCCUGGCUACCUUGGUAGCUGGACCUCCUAUGCACAGCGAUAUUGCGACCGCAAGCGUAACUAUUUUGGUGGCUGGGAUACCAAGGGCGCCUCCAACCUGCCAGAACUGCAUGACAAGCUGCGAGCCAUCAUGAUCCGCCGGCUGAAGAAAGAUGUGCUGAGCCAGCUACCCCCCAAACGAAGGCAGCGAGUGUUGCUGGAUGUUGGCGAGGCCGAUUUGAAACGGGUGCAGCAAAUCAAACAGCAAUUGGACAAGCUUGACCCAGUUGAUGCUGAGAGCAAGAUGCAAUCACAUGCCCUGCUACAGUCACUUUACAAGGAGACGGGAGCAGCCAAGAUUCCAGCGGUGCGCGAGUACAUUCGCGGGCUGUGUCAAACCGGCGACAAAUUUCUAGUCUUUGCAUAUCACCUCGAUGUCCUCGACGCCGUUCAUGUGGAGGUCGUCGCUGCCAAGCUGGACUAUAUUAUGAUUCGCGGAGACACGCCCGUGAGCGAGCGGCAAGCAGGCGUCCGCAAGUUUCAGGGCAACGACUCGUGCCGAGUAGCCAUCCUGUCCAUGACAGCUGCUGGACAAGGAUUGACAUUGACAGCUGCCUCCACCGUCAUCUUUGCCGAACUUCAUUGGACGCCCGGCAUCAUCGAGCAAGCUGAGGACCGAGUGCAUCGUAUUGGCCAGGGCGACCCUGUCAAUGUUCAAUAUCUUGUGGCCCGCCGUACUUUGGACGAUACCAUGUGGAAUAUUGUUGAUCGCAAGGUGGGUGUCGUGUCGUCAGCCCUCGAUGGCCAGCGUGAGCGGUUGCGCGCCAAGAACUCGACGGCCCAGCGCGAAAUGGGAGAUCUUCGCCAACGCAACUCCUUGGUCGAUUCUGAGGAUGUGCGUGAGGGCGCUGCCCAAGUGACAGACAUGCUGCGCGAGCACCGAAGCGAGCUGAUCGACGCAACCAUCACAUCCAAAUCUGAUUUGCGCAACUUUUGGAAAUCACCGAAUGCGCGCUCGCGACCCCACCCCAAGGUCAUCGUCGAGCCGUGGUCAUGUCCGGCCUGUACUUUUUUGAACGGUGCUGACGGACAGAGUCCAGGAUCGACAAAUAAAAUUCCCAAGCAGUGUCAGAUGUGUGGUACCCCUCGACCCAAGCGCCAAUCCUCGACCGGAUCUCAAUCCGAGGUGGACGAGCGACAGGCGCCCAUCAUGUCAACGGCUACCGAGACCACCCAGAACGACAGCGACGACUUGGUGAACAUGGACGGUCAGUUGCAUUUGAGCCCAGGAAGCGGUUUCAACAUGGAUGGCCCGUCUGGCUUGCACAGCUUCGAUCCAAGAUCCUCAUUUUCGCGCACCCUCUUCCACGCACGCACGGAUGACACAGAGAUUGAAGCAGAUGCCGUCGCGCCAAAGUUUAAGUUUUGCGUAUCACGGCACACGGGGCGCCUUCAUUUGUUUGACCUCGAGGAUCGGCCACUCAUGAUCAACUUUCACAUGGAUGACUUUCAGCAUGAUCGUCUGAAGACUGUACCUACACACCUUCAAGCACCGGCAGCCCGGCGCGAGGUCUUGCGCUUCAUUGCCACCUUCAACCGGCUCAAGGCCGCAGAGCAGCAUGCGCUUGGCAACCUGAUCAUGGCCAACGUCCAGGAUGGUCAGCGCUUGCUCCGAAAAGCCAAGGAGGAGCGCAAGUCGGGCAGCGCCCGUAAGGCAAGUGGUUACGGCCUAUGUGCCUAUCGUCCCACCGCCCUCGUGGCGCCCUCGACGCGGAGAUACAUGGAGCGCACAAGCAGUGUACCGAGUGGAGAGUCCGCGGCCGCCAGCACGAAUACCACGCCACAGCUGAAGCAGGUGACAGAGCAGAGGGGUCGAAGGGUUGGGGAAGCCAUGGCCCUGGCCUUCCGCCAUUGCUUUGUGAUUGGAUGUCAGAACGCGUGCAAUGUGUUUGUGAUUGCGGGAUGGCAGACGGGAACUGGAGGAUCCAUCCGUCGUCGACUGGCAGAGCUUGAGCAGGGCGUGUGCCAGCUGUGCCACCUCGAUUGCCAGACGUUGCUCUAUAACCUCAAGGGGGCGAGCACGACGAGCGAGCGGCUCCGUCUCCUGGCCCAAACCACGCUGCACAAGCUGCCUUUGGAGCGGCGAGAACGGAUUGCGCGAGCGCCCAAGGCAGCUGACUUGUGGCAAGCCGACCACAUUGUACCUGUCUGCGAGGGCGGUGGGGAGGCCGAAAUUGAGGAAUUUCGCACCCUUUGCACCGUGUGUCACCAAGGCGAAACCCAACGCUUGGUGCUUGGUGGGCGUGCGGCGCGUCAGUUGCGCCACGCUGCCAAGGGCUCAGGAAAUCUGCUGCACAUGUGGCAAACCACGUCAACCUCUUCCAGUCAUUCGGAUCGAGCUCCGACCGUUAUAGAGCUGGACGACUAA